ACUUGGCUUCCACUCUGUGCUCGAGGGCAGAAGCACAACGGUCCCCAAACGGACAAAUAUAGCGAGAGAGAGUUUGAGCGAGUUUUUUGGAAAUGAAGGUGGUGCACUGGCUUCUAACGUUGGCUGUGGCCUGGUGGUUGCUACAAGGUGGCGCCCAGAAGAAGCCCUGCUCCCCCCCGCGUUGUGGGGACGUGGAAGUACCUUAUCCGUUCGGGCUCGAAAACAGUUGUGUGAGAUCCAGAGAUUUUGUGCUCAAUUGCACCCCCACUCACCAACUACUGUUGGGAAAUGUUACGAUACACAAAAUCUAUGUCGACGGGUCGGUCAUGGCCGUCAGCCUCCCCGAAGAACAUAACGAUGCUCAACUGCUGCUUGCCUACAAGAGGAGUAUUCCUAUGCUCAACACCACCUUGUUAAAGAACGUGACUGCUUAUCUGGACUGGAUGAUCGCAGAGAACAGGACUUGCGACGAGGCCAGGUUGAACCAGUUGAGCUUUGCCUGUGCAGGCGAAGGCAAAAACACGAAAUGCGACGACUUUGGGGAUGAAGCGGGUUACCGCUGCGAUUGCAAGGAUGGGUACGAGGGGAAUCCCUAUGAUCGAAUCCAAGGGUGUACAGACAUCGAUGAGUGCAAGGAUCCUAAAAGCUACCCAUGUCAUGGAAAGUGCAAGAACACGGUUGGGAACUACACAUGCCAUUGCCUAUUUGGAAUGCUGGGCGAUGCUAAAGCCACUUGCCACAUUUCUCCUUGGGUCAUAGUUGUUCCAGCGAUUAUUCCAGCCUUCUUCACAGCUGUUGGUGCUUUUGUCCUUUACACGUGGAGGAGGAGAAGCAAAGAGAAAAACUUCAGACGAAAUGGAGGAGAGCUCUUGAAACACCACAGAGUUCAAAUCUUUACGGAGACAGAGCUGGCAAAAGCAACCGACAACUAUCAUGAUAGCAAUAAGCUCGGCGAGGGCGGUUUUGGUUCUGUCUAUAGAGGGAGAGUAGAUGGGGACACCAUGGUCGCGGUCAAGAAGCCUAAAGAUGUACACAAGUCUCUAAUAAAGAGGGAUUUCCAGCAUGAACUUGAAAUUGUGAUGCAAAUAAACCACAAAAAUGUGGUGAAGCUCCAUGGCAUAUGUUUGGAGACUAGAAUACCCUUGCUGGUUUAUGAAUACAUUUCGAAUGGUACCCUCUUCCAACACAUCCAUCAGAAUGCAUCGACCAUCUUAAGAUUGUGGAAAAACCGGCUCAAAAUAGCCGUCGAAGCUGCUCUUGCACUUGAGUAUAUGCAUUCCUGUGCAGAACCCCCAAUCAUUCACGGUGACAUCAAGUCAGUGAACAUACUUUUGGAUCAUAAUUACUCGGUAAAAGUGUCUGAUUUUGGAACUUCAGUACUAAUAUCACCAGAGCAUAGUAAUAUUGUAGCCACUGAAAUACAAGGCACAUUGGGCUACAUCGAUCCGGAAUAUUUAAUCACCGGUAUGAUAACAAUUAAGAGUGAUGUAUAUAGCUUUGGAGCUAUCCUCGUGGAGUUGCUCACGGGAAAGAAGCCCACAAGUUUCAUUACUAGGUCCGGAGAGUCAAUCAAUAUUAUCCAUUAUUUCAUCUCUUCCGUGAAGGAUAAGAGACUCUCUGAUGUCAUAAACUUCAAGGCCGCUAGUGAAGAUGAAAUGGAGAGAGUAAAAAUGGUUGCCGAGAUUGCAGUGAGGUGCUUGGACCAAAGUGGUGCAAGAAGGCCGGCAAUGAAGGAAGUGGCUGAGCAACUCGCCAAGAUUGACCGCGAGCUCGACAGCUCAACAGUUGAAGAAAACAACGAAGAGAUCGAUUGCGAAAUGAAUAAAGAAAACCUCCCCUCCCAUUCGACUUCAAUUACGUGCGAGAUGAGCCAACAUAGGACGUUAAGCUCUGUUUUCUGAUCAGGGAAUGGAUACAGCAGGUUCUUGCAUCUGAUCCUUAUUACCAUAGCAACAUGUCUAUUAACUGUCCAUAAAGACUUCUAGGGUCGAUUGUGCAUUCAGAAUAUAUAUUAUGUUUGGCAUUUGCUUUGGACUUAUAGUUGUGCCAGCGCACUCGUGUAAGUUUAAGUGUCACAAUCUAUAUAAUAUAUGUAUAUAGCUAUGCACUGAAGUAGACUUUUAGAAGGCUGGCAUAUGGCCAUUUUGACGUUA
Syzygium oleosum is the source of this 2153-nucleotide messenger RNA. RefSeq names its product wall-associated receptor kinase 3-like. Gene Ontology annotation, cellular component: plasma membrane. Bases 93 to 1901 code for a protein of 602 amino acids. Lineage: Eukaryota; Viridiplantae; Streptophyta; Magnoliopsida; Myrtales; Myrtaceae. Gene Ontology annotation, biological process: cell surface receptor signaling pathway; protein phosphorylation. Gene Ontology annotation, molecular function: calcium ion binding; ATP binding; polysaccharide binding. The transcript has 3 exons. The record is from RefSeq and is a predicted model, not a curated record.